AUGUCUCGAUUCGAUUUGGAUGUGGAGCGUACUGUACGCAAAGCAUGUUCUUAUGAGGAAACUGCCCCGAAAAGAAAACAUGUUCGUGCUUGUAUAGUGUAUACUUGGGAUCAUAAAUCCUCAAGAGCGAUAUUUAAUGCAUUCAAAGUACAACCGUUGGCCCAAGAUGAAAUAUCCCUUUUCAAAGCGUUGAUAUCUCUUCACAAAAUUCUACAGGAGGGACACCCUUCUGCUAUUGUUGAAGGUAUCAGAAACCGAGAAUGGUUAGAAAGUCUUGGUCGUAUUUACCCCGGAGGUGGCGGCAGCGGUUAUGGUCAUUUGAUUGAGGAAUAUGUUAACUUUCUAUUACAAAAGUUAAAAUUCCAUCGUGUCCACCAUGGCUUCAAUGGAACUUUCGAAUACGAAGAGUACAUGUCUUUGGUUACUACAUCUAACCCAGACGAAGGUUAUGAAGCCAUUUUGGAUUUGAUGGAUUUGCAAGACACUAUCGAUAAAUUCGGUAGAUUGAUAUUUUCAAGCAUUUCCAGCGGUCGUCGCAGCGAAUGCAAGAUCUCGGCACUAGUUCCUUUGGUUUCUGAAACCUACGGCAUUUACAAAUUCAUCAUGUCCAUGAUCCGAGCGCUCCACAACCAAACCGGCGAGGACGAUGCGUUGAAACCUUUGUAUGAUAGGUUUUGUGAAGAGCACUACCGUUUAUUUGAGCUUUAUGCCGAUUGUUCGGCUAUCAAAUAUCUCACCAGUUUGAUCAAAAUUCCCAAGUUACCAAGUAGUGCUCCUACGUUGGAAGCGUCCGAGGGGGAGUUGAACAUUAGCAGACCCGCUACUCGGGGAUCUAACAAUGGCAGUUUCGGAGCUGAAAGCAGUUCCAGAAAUGGAUCUGUGAUGAGUUUAGGUGUUUCUAGGCAGUCAACCCAAAAUGAUGGAUAUAGUGGCGGUGCAGCUGUUGCACCCAGUUCUAGUCAAGUCACAGGUGCUUAUGGUUCUUUUAUUGCCGAUAAUACAGGUGUUCAAGCGCAACUUCAAGCGGAGAGACAAAAACUUGAGGAGUUACGAAGGCAGGACGAAAGUAUACGACUCCAGCAACAGCAAAUGCAGGAAAUGGAGGCGCGGGAGGCGUUAGCCCAACUAGAACAGCAAAGGCAACUUGCCUUACAGCAACAACAAGCACAGCUGGAAAUGCAGAGGCAACAGCAAUUAGCAAUGCAACAGUCCGAACAAGCUAUGUUUGAACAACGAAUGCGCGAAGAGCAGCAAGCUCAGUAUGAAAGAGUUGCACAGAAUGAGCAAUUUCAAAAUGAUCUGAAAGCGCUGAGGGAACAGCAUGAAAGGGAUCAGGUUAUGCUUCAACAAUACGAUGGCAGAGUUGUUGCGUUGGAGAAAGAACUUGAGAAUUUGAAUAUUAACGUCGAUGACCAAUUUAAGAAUCACGAAGAUCAAAUUAAACUGUUGGACCAGUGGAAAGAUAAGUACGAUGGAUUGGCCAGUCUGUACUCACAAUUGAGACAAGAACAUCUGAUUGUUUUGAAGAAGCUAAAGAAAUCACAACAAGUAGAAAGCAGCGCCAAAGAAGCGAUAAUUAAACUGGACGCCCUUGAAGCGAAUCGUCACAAAGAAAGGAAAGAAAUCGAAGAGGUAAAGAUAGAACGCGACAGAGUGCGUAGUGAAGUCGAAAAAUUAAAAGCUGAGAUUGGUAAGAUAAAAAUCGAUGUUGUUAGAGAUGUACUCGGAGCUGCUGGUAAAAGUAUCAUGGAAAGCGUACCAGUAUCGGAGUGUGCAACAAAUUUGGCGAAUGAAUUUAAUGAGCUAAUAUUGGACGGCGGCCAAGCUGACCUGCAGCCCAUUACCUCAAGUAUCAUGAGUUUCUGUAAGGAAGUGUCAGGUAGAGAGGAGGGUCAAGAGUAUGUUUAUACGUUAAAGCAUAUGAGGGGAACGCCUGAGGAGAUAACGGACAAAGUGAUAGAUCUCAACAUUGCAUUGCAAACCAAGCUGUCACCUAUUCAAACCUUAGUUAACCUACCACAGAAUGAUGCAGUCAAGGCCAUUACCAAUCUGAUUAGAGCUUCAACGGCAUGCCAGGCUGAAAUCGCCACCACUCAAAACCCCGAUCCCUACCUCCAACAAAACAGAUGGAGUCGCGGUCUGGUUUCUGCCGCUGAGGAGGUGGCCAAAGCAACACGUCAAAUGGUUUCCGCCAACUCUUAUGAAAUUUUUACGGCUGCAUCGAAUCAGGUUUUAGCAUCCACGGCACAGCUGGUGGCUGCAUGUAGAGUAAAGAAUCCACCAUCCCAACCACGCUUAGAGCAGUAUAGCCGAAUUGUGAAUGCAGCCGUAAAGGCUAUGAGACAGGAACCUCCAGAGAUAACUCUGCCAAACUCAGAACUGGACUUGCAGGCACAUAUAGUCCAAUUGGAGAAUGCUUUGGAACAGUCUAGGAAAAAAUUGGGAGAGAUGAGGUACUAG
Lachancea meyersii CBS 8951 is the source of this 2460-nucleotide messenger RNA. The record is from the annotation of a GenBank genome assembly. NCBI's taxonomy places the organism in Eukaryota, Fungi, Ascomycota, Saccharomycetes, Saccharomycetales, Saccharomycetaceae.